Alnus glutinosa is the source of this 1823-nucleotide messenger RNA. RefSeq lists its product as uncharacterized. Gene Ontology annotation, molecular function: protein-macromolecule adaptor activity; protein binding. The record is from RefSeq and is a predicted model, not a curated record. Gene Ontology annotation, cellular component: nucleus. The coding region runs from base 24 to 1559 and encodes 511 amino acids. Gene Ontology annotation, biological process: proteasome-mediated ubiquitin-dependent protein catabolic process. Lineage: Eukaryota; Viridiplantae; Streptophyta; Magnoliopsida; Fagales; Betulaceae. The transcript has 17 exons.
CAGCUGCAGACUAUAUUUCGCAAAUGGAGAGCUCGAAUCCCCAAUCCUUCUUCCACAACAUCAGAUCCAGAGAGCUCAAUGGAUUCAGAGUUCGAAAACGGCCCUACAUUAGCGACGCGGCGUCGGAUAUCACCGAAAUCGGGGCUGUGGCUGUAGAGCACUGCGGCGACGAAACGCCGCCGCUGGCCAUCUCAUUCUGCAAGGCUAGCAAGAACUCGCACAUUCUUGCCGUGUCAGAUGAGGACGGGUACGUGAGCUUGUUUGAUACUCGUCGCAAGUUCCAGUCUUCUGCAUCUCAACGGGAGAACGCAGAAAAAGCCAGGGUUUGCGACUGGGUUGCACAUCAUAAUGCCGUGUUUGAUGUAUGUUGGAUUAAGGACGACACUCAAAUUCUGACGGCGUCUGGUGAUCAAACUAUGAAGUUGUGGGAUGUCCAGGAAAUGAAAUGUAUUGGAUUGUUGACAGGGCAUACAGGAAGUGUGAAGUCUAUGUAUUCUCAUCCAACUAAUCCUGAUAUUAUUGUCUCCGGUUCAAGAGAUGGGUCGUUUGCUCUUUGGGACUUGAGAUGCAAUUCAAGUUCCAAAAGUGGGCAUGGGGAGCUUUGCUUAGGUUCAACUGCUGUGGUCAAAGGAGCGCAUCUUUCCCCUCAAGCAAAACGCACUAGGCGGGGCAAGGCAGCUUCGAUGAGCAUUACCUCGGUUCUCUAUCUCAAAGAUGAGGUUUCCAUUGCAACCGCUGGAGCGGUGGACAGCAUUUUAAAGUUCUGGGAUACCAGAAAUCUGAAAAGUGUGGUAACACAGACAUGCCCUCAUCCACAGUCAACUGAAAAGGAAAGAAGAUUACAUGGUAUAUCUAGCUUGUCCCAAGAUUUGACUGGAGUGUUUCUUUCAGCCUCAUGCAUGGACAAUAGAAUUUACUUGUACAAUUUACUUCAGCUUGAAAAGGGACCUUUGAGAUCUUUCUCUGGAUGCCGGAUAGAAUCAUUUUAUGUAAAGUCAGCAAUCAGCCCUGAUGCAGCUCAGAUAAUCAGUGGUUCUAGUGAUGGAAAUGCCUAUAUUUGGCAGGUGAACAAGCCGCAGGGCGAUCCCAUUGCAUUGAAAAGCCAUGAUGGAGAAGUUACAGCAGUAGAUUGGUGUUCGUUUGAGGCCGGGAAGAUAGCAACUUCUUCAGAUGAUUUCACAGUUCGUAUUUGGAACACUCAAAGCAGUUGUUGCGCCAGCACAAGAUCCCCAUCUUCCGUUCGAAGGAGAGUAAUGGCAAUCCCGAGUGCGGAACGUCACAAGCUUAUGUCAAAUGAACCAAGUUGUCUUACAAAGGACCCUGACAAUUUGUUUCCUUCCAAUGAAGUAUUACACCAAACUAACUCAUCUGACACAAUCACCAUGCCCAAAAUCAGUACUCCUGAGAGCCAGAAGAAAAGGUUCUUCUCAGGUUCUGAUUUAAAUGAUGAAGCCUUAGAGAAAACCCCUAAAGCUACAUUGAAGAGCCCGUCUUCUGUUUUGAACCCUCCGUCCUCUAUAAAAAGAACAAUACGAGAUUACUUUCUACUGCCUUCAUAAUUUGAUGGUUAAUAUCUGUGGGAUAUUUUUUUUAUAGAUACGGUAUGAAGGUCAAUAUAGUGAAUUCUAUUUCCUUGCUGCAUGGGUCAAUGGCUUGAGAACUGAGUUGUAGAUCCAUCACUCUUCUCAGAUUAUAGAGGUUGUAUCGGAAAUGUAAAGCAGGAUACAGGAGGAUUGUUUAUAACUAUAUUACACCUCAUCAAUUUUCCCCUCAUGAUUGAGGUCAAUUUGGAAUUGAAAAAAAAUAUGUACCAAACUGGAAAG